AUGUUUAUGGUAACUGCUAUUAUUUUCCAUAUCUCGAUCUUUUUGUUUGAGAUAGGGUAUUUACAAUACACCCGGCGAGUUUUGGGGCGACAAGAAUUACCAGAGACGAACCCGGCUUUGGAAAGACUGAUCGGAAAGGACCAGUCAGUGUACAAGAAGCAAAGAGACAUUGCCAAUCGUGGGACAUGGCGACGAGUAUGUUCGAUUCUUUCGACUUUGAUUGACUUUACUGUGAUUGUGGCCUUCUUCUCGCACCGGAUGAGAGAGGCAAUUAUGAAGCGAUUACGAGGAUAUCGUAGCUUGGUGAGGAUUAAUUGUUCGCAUAUAAGAGAGCCGGAUGUAAACUUCUUAGUAGGGGCUUUCUUUAUCCUGGGAACGAAAGCGACUGUGCUGGAAUGGGCUUUUAAUAAGAAUGAUGGGGUUUUGGACUUAAUAGUUAGACUGGGUAUUCAGAUAUUUAGAUGUACUGUUAUAGCUCCUAUUCUGAUUUGGAUGUUUAGUUCGGUUUAUAGUAAGACGAAAUGGGGACUAGUUCUUUCUUCUUAUGUGGCUAUUGUGAUUUUGAUCUUGAUUGUAAACUGUACGAGUUUAGUACCGGAUUUGACUGACGAUCUGGAAGUGGUUCCUCCCGGUGUGUUUGGCGAGCGCGUGGAAGGCGAGAUUGACCGGCUGGGUUUACGGAAUAAGGUAUUCUGGGAUAAGUCGGACCAACUAGAGAAUGCCGCUCUAGUAAAAACCGGAGCAGCACGACACGUCAUGAUUAUGGGUAACUUGUUAAAGUACGGUAAAGAAGAGUUUAUUGCAUUUGUGGCUCAUGAAAUCGGCCAUGCGGUUGAUUAUAGUACGGAAAAGAAGUUAGUGGCUACAGUUUUUGGUUUGGGUUUAACUUGUGGAGGAAUGCUUUCUACUCUUCAUUUCAUCAGUCCUAAGUAUGAGGCUCGGGGUGUAUCAAGAUUCUCAGUCCUGGCAUUUGCUAUGCUGGCCAAUAUUUAUAUUGUAUCAUCUAUGGUCAACAUGUUCUAUAACAAUCUAGGUAUUCUUUCUGAAAUCAAUGCUGAUUUGUAUGCUAAAGGUCUAGGCUACGGCCGACACUUAGCUAAGGGUCUUUAUGCCCUAACUGUGGCUAAUAAUGCCCCUCUAUUCCAUUCAGCACCUUUCACUCAUUAUAUUCAAGACCAUCCCACAGUUUCAUCACGAAUUGGCUACCUCGAGAAAUAA
Nematocida homosporus is the source of this 1218-nucleotide messenger RNA. Its product is annotated as STE24 endopeptidase. Gene Ontology annotation, molecular function: metalloendopeptidase activity. Gene Ontology annotation, cellular component: endoplasmic reticulum membrane. The transcript has a single exon. NCBI's taxonomy places the organism in Eukaryota, Fungi, Microsporidia. The record is from RefSeq and is a predicted model, not a curated record. Gene Ontology annotation, biological process: CAAX-box protein processing. Bases 1 to 1218 code for a protein of 405 amino acids.